Molecule: messenger RNA, 2397 nt
Organism: Temnothorax curvispinosus
Lineage: Eukaryota; Metazoa; Arthropoda; Insecta; Hymenoptera; Formicidae
Exons: 3
Coding region: 1-2397 (798 amino acids)
Source: RefSeq, a predicted model, not a curated record
AUGGCGGAGCUAAAAAAAUUGUGUCAGAAGCGAACGACAAUUAAGGGUCAAAUGACCAGAAUUAAUAACACGAUAAGCGAAGUAACCUCAGCGUCGGAAGCCAAGAUCAAAGCAAAAAAGAUCGAGGAGCUAUGGAAGAUGUUUGAAGAGGCCGAUGGAGAGGAAGAAGUCAACGUUGAGCUUCAACAAGAAUCAGAAAGGGAACGAGAAGUCUUCGAAAACGUGUAUUUCGAAGCAGCGACGAAAUCGCAGACAAUCAUCGAUAUGGAGAAGGCACAAAAACAGGCUGUGGCACAAGUGCAGAUAGCAGCGGCGCAGGGUGGUGAGCAGCCCAGAGAUAGAGGACGAUUCGAUGUAAAACUUCCGACUUUAAAUUUGCCGGAGUUUAAAGGAGACUACAACGAGUGGCUUCUUUUCAAGGACGCGUAUGUAUCAAUGAUUCACGCAAAUGCUAAUAUAACGGCAAUACAGAAGUUUCAAUAUCUGCGAAAUUCGCUUAAAGGAGAAGCUUUGCAGGUAAUCAGUGGAUUGAAAACUUCAGCAGAAAAUUACGAGAGCGCUUGGGAGCUAUUAGAAAGGAAUUACGAAAACACCAAGUUGCUCAUAAAUACUCAUCUCAACAGUUUGCUUGAAUUUCCAGCUGUGGCGAAGGAUAAGCCUGCGACAAUUAGACAGCUCAUCGUACACAUACGUACGCAUCUCAAAGCAUUGAAAACGUUGAAGAUUUCCGUGGAGCAUUGGGAUGAGCUUUUAAUACACAUGACGAAAGGCAAAUUAAACUACGCAACUCAAAAGGAUUGGGAAGAAGAAUGCAAUCGUGACAGGCAGAGACGAAAAACGUUGGAAGAAUAUUUAACGUUUUUAAACGAACAUUGUUGCACCUUGGAAAUGAUCAACAAAGGAAAGGCUAAGAGCGAAGCGGUCAAGCCUUUGGUAUUAAAGAAACAAGGAAAUUCGGUAUCCUUCUCGGCAUCUGUUUUUCAGCAGAGCUGUCUGAGUUGCAGCGAAAAUCAUGCGGUUUACAAAUGUCCACAGUUUCUACAGAUGUCAGUCUCCAGCCGAAUAGAAGAAUCAAGAUCGAAGAAGGCCUGCCUAAAUUGUUUAGAAAAGGGUCACUUUGCUGAAGACAAACCGGCGGAACAGAAGUCCAGCGAGGAGUCAUCUAAGAAAGCGGUCGUUGCACACUGCGUAAAGUCAGAAGAACGCGCCAACGAAAUGACGGAGGCAUCAGUGGUCAACUUCAUGCGAAAGCAAAAUACGCAAAUCGUGUUGUCAACAGUUCGAGUAAACAUUGAAGACGCAAAUGGAAAACAACACAGUUGUCAUGUUCUCUUGGAUCCCGGAUCUCAGUCAAAUCUUAUCACAGAGGAACUCGUAAGUAAGCUCAAGCUGAAGUGCAGAAAACGAAAUGAGCUUAUCAGCGGCGUGAAUCAAAUUCAAACAACGGUCGGACGAACAGUUACGGUCAAAAUCAAAUCUAUGCAUACAGAUUACGGAAGGAUGAUCGAAUGCCUAGUAUUGCCACAUAUAACGGAGAAGUUACCGCAAGUAAGAAUAAAUACGAAAUUCAUAGUCCUGCCGGAAGAAGUGAAACUCGCGGAUCCCAGCUUCCAUGAACCAGGGACGAUAGAUUUUCUUAUCGGAGCCGGAGUGUUCUGGGAACUUUUGUGCGCGGAUUCUAUGAAGCAGGCGAAAGGACUGCCAAAAUUGCAAAGCACUCUUCUGGGUUGGAUCGUCGGAGGAGAGUUGAUUGAUACGGCUGAGAGAAGCUCUCCGCGAUUCUGCGGACUAGUAACGAACAAAACAUUGCAGAUGCAGCUAGAAUGUUUCUGGACUCAGGAGGAGAUUCGUGAGACGCGUCAUUGGACAAAGGAAGAAGCAGAGUGUGAGCGGCAUUUCUGCGAGACAUUCAAACGAGACACCGACGGAAGAUUCAUCGUAGCAUUACCACAUAAGCAGGAAGUGAUACUGGGAGAAUCGGAGACUCAAGCGAAGAGAAGAUUUUUUGCACUUGAAAGACGUCUCAAAGUCAAUCCGGAGAUCAAAUCACAAUAUGUCGAAUUCAUGAAGGAUUACGAGCAGCAAGGACACAUGUCACUUGUACCAAGUGACGCUCAAUCAAAACCGAAAGAAACAUACGUGUUGCCGCAUCAUCCGGUGAUUCGUCCUGAAAGCAUCACAACAAAGUUACGUGUCGUGUUCGACGCAUCAGCGGAGACGUCACUCGGCACAUCGCUAAACGAUCGACUAAUGGUUGGUUCUAAUCUACAGGAGGACCUUUUUAGUAUCCUCAUGCGAUUCAGGACACAUGAGUUUGCCAUGACUGCUGAUAUAGCAGCCAUGUAUCACCAGAUCCUAGUACAAGAGGAAGACAGUGAUUUUCAAAGAAUAUUCUGA